This is a messenger RNA of Prorocentrum cordatum, 696 nucleotides long. The record is from the annotation of a GenBank genome assembly. Lineage: Eukaryota; Dinophyceae; Prorocentrales; Prorocentraceae.
AUGACGAAGGUCCUGGUCACCGGAGGGACCGGGCUCUACGGCAAGGCCAUCGAGGCGGUCAUCAAGGAGGACGAGGCUGCCAAGAACGAGGAGUGGGUGUUCCUCUCGUCCAAGGACGGCGACCUCGUGGACAGGAAAGCCGUGGAGGCCAUCUUUGAGAAGCACAAGCCGACGCACGUGAUCCAUCUGGCCGCAAAGGUGGGCGGCCUGUUCCACAACAUGCGGAAGAAGGUCGACUUCUAUCGUGACAACACUCUGAUCAACGACAACGUGAUGGAAUGCUGCCGCAUUUACGGCGUGAAAAAGCUGGUCUCCUGCCUGUCGACCUGCAUCUUUCCCGACAAGACCUCCUACCCGAUCGACGAGACCAUGCUCCACAACGGCCCGCCGCACACCUCCAAUCUGGGGUACUCGUGCGCAAAGCGCAUGGUGGACGUUCUGAACCACUGCUACAAAGACCAGUAUGACCUCAACUACACCUCCGUGAUCCCUACUAACAUCUACGGCGAGUUCGACAACUACUCCAUUCGGGUGUUGACAGAGGUGCUCCUGCCCCAGCGUGACCCCAGGCAACCCGAGGGGGUCGCGGCGGCGCCUAAGUGGCCCAAGGCGGGGAGCUCUGCAGGAACGCUCGAGGCUCUGCCCCCCCUCUCCUAUACGUCGUCCUCCUCUUCCUCGUCCCCCUUGUCUUGCUGA